Messenger RNA from Oldenlandia corymbosa var. corymbosa, 813 nucleotides. Lineage: Eukaryota; Viridiplantae; Streptophyta; Magnoliopsida; Gentianales; Rubiaceae. The record is from the annotation of a GenBank genome assembly.
AUGGAAGUAAAUCAAUUGGAGGAAGAAAUCAAAACCCCUAUAGUCAGCGAUGAGAAAGCUUCAGAUCAGGUAACGCGCACAACUUUGAAUCCGAUUUCAAUCGAUGAAGGUGCUAAGGGUUUAGAACUGUUGUGUAAUCAAAAGGUAGUACAAAUUGGGGAAUCUUUGAGUCUUGCUGAGUCUAGGAACAAUGAAAUCAAAGAUGCUAGGGUUAAUGGGGUAUGGAGUAAUUUUGAUCCAAAGAAGAUGACUGCAAUAAACCGUAAAUUGGAAUUUAUUGAGGAGCAAACCCCCCUUUCUAUGUUGUUAAUGGUUAUCUUCAAAGUAUUUGGGGUUGAAAAGUGUUUUAGCAUGGAUGAGGUUAAGAAAGUUCCAAUUUGGGUUCAGCUGCCUAAACUGAAGUUGCAGUACUGGAAUAAAAAGACCUUAAGCAGAAUUACAAGUUUAAUAGGAACCCCUAUUGAGAUGGAUGAAAUGCUAAGGAAUAGAGCAGGGUAUACAAGAGUGAUAGUAGAAGUGACCAUUUCUCAUACUUUGGCCACUGAAAUUUGGUUUGAAGAUGAAUUUGGAAUUAUUCAAGUACAAAAGGUGAGAUGUGAAUGGUUACCUGUAAAAUGUCAACAAUGCAAAGGGUUUGGCCAUGAAAUGGCACAUUGCAGGAAAAUAGUCAUCAAAGUCUGGAAACCAGCUGAAAGGAAGCAGGCUCCACCAGAAAUGGUUGGGCAAGAGCACCAGAAGGAUCAGCUGUUGGACAUCAGAACCAGGGCGCCCUUAUGGAUACUGGGAAUGGCAGUUCAUCAGAAGGGGGACUGA